AUGGCGAUGUUCAGAAGUUCCAAGGCUUCAAAAUUGCUGUCCAAGCUGGCCACGGAGUCCGAGCCCGGCCUUACGAGUGCACAGUUGAUGUUGACGAACCAGGAUUUGAAACCCGUCGAACCUGAACGUCGUCAGUGGGGACCAUGGAACUUUGUGGGUUUCUGGGUUGCCGACUCUUUCAAUAUCAACACAUGGAUGAUUGCUUCGUCCAGCAUCACAGGCGGUGGUCUUGCAUGGUGGCACGCAUGGCUUUGUGUGUGGAUCGGCUACUUCAUCGCUGCUGUCUUCGUCUGCCUGACCGGUCGCAUCGGUGCUGUGUACCAUAUCUCGUUUCCGGUCAUGUCUCGUGCUUCUUUUGGGAUCUGGGGUUCUCUGUGGCCCGUCUUUAAUCGUGCAGGAAUGGCCUGCGUAUGGUACGGCGUUCAAGCCUGGAUCGGUGGUGAAUGUGUGACCCUGAUGAUCAGAUCCAUUUGGCCUUCAUUUUACACCCUGCACAACGGUAUCCCCAGCUCGGGCACCAACACAAGAGAUUUCGUCGGUUUCUUUAUCUUCUGGGUGGGCUCUCUGCCGGCAAUCUGGUUCCCAGUCCAUAAGAUUCGACAUCUCUUCACCGUCAAGGCUUACUUUGUACCUUGUGCCGGUAUAGCCUUCUUCGGCUGGGCAAUUGCAAAAGCCAAUGGUAUCGGGCCGAUCGUUCACCAGCCAGCAACGGCUUCAGGAUCUGCUUUGGCUUGGGGAUGGAUCUCAGGCAUAAUGAGCGCGAUUGCCAACUUCGCAACACUCAUCGUCAACGAUGCUGAUUUCACCCGGUUCGCCAACAGACCUAAGGCUGCGUUGUGGUCGCAACUCUUCACGAUUCCCAUCGGGUUCGCGAUUACCUCCUUUAUCGGCAUCAUUGUGUCCUCCUCGUCGAUGGUGAUCUACGGCACCGCCAUUUGGAAUCCUCUAGACCUCCUCUCCCAAUUCCUCCUAGACGAUGCCACGGGAGCCGAACGGUUUGGUGUUUUUGUCAUUGCCGCUGCCUUUGUUCUGGCUCAAUUGGGGACCAAUAUCGCAGCAAACAGCGUGUCGGCGGGUACCGAUAUGACGGCUCUCUUCCCGCGCUACCUCAAUAUCCGUCGCGGAGGGUAUAUUUGCGCCAUCAUCGGGCUUUGCAUGUGUCCGUGGAAUCUGCUCAGCUCAUCCAACAAUUUCACGACAUAUCUAUCGGCGUAUUCCGUCUUCCUAUCGUCCAUCGCCGGCGUGAUUCUCUGCGAUUAUUACUUCGUUCGCAAAGGGUACCUUGAUUUGAAGGGACUCUACUCCGCUCAGAAGUCCUCUCCGUACUUCUAUUGGAUGGGAUGGUCCUGGAGAGGAUACGUCGCCUAUAUCUGCGGCAUAUUGAUCAACGUCGUGGGUUUCGUGGACGCCAUUGGAACCGAGGGCCGUAUGCCAAUGGGCGCAGUCUACAUCUACCGCUUCAACUUCUUUUGCGGCCUGCUCGUCGCCAUGGCCGUCUACUAUCUCCUGUGCUGGUGGAAGCCCGUCCCCGCCACCAGCAGCGUGUGGUGCGAGAAGCCCGACGCCGCCGACCGCCAGUUUUCCGUCGUCUAUACCGAAGGCGAAGGCUACGACGAGGAACGAUCGACGGGGACAGAUGCGCUCGGUAAACAGCCCAUGCACGGGGAUGAGAAGACGACCGUGUACGACGACAAGACGCGGGAGACCACUUUUUGA
Messenger RNA from Capronia coronata CBS 617.96, 1716 nucleotides. Its product is annotated as NCS1 family nucleobase:cation symporter-1. Lineage: Eukaryota; Fungi; Ascomycota; Eurotiomycetes; Chaetothyriales; Herpotrichiellaceae. Bases 1 to 1716 code for a protein of 571 amino acids. Gene Ontology annotation, cellular component: plasma membrane. Gene Ontology annotation, biological process: transmembrane transport; nucleobase transport. The transcript is spliced from 8 exons. The record is from RefSeq and is a predicted model, not a curated record. Gene Ontology annotation, molecular function: nucleobase transmembrane transporter activity.